Molecule: messenger RNA, 1125 nt
Organism: Malania oleifera
Lineage: Eukaryota; Viridiplantae; Streptophyta; Magnoliopsida; Santalales; Ximeniaceae
Product: vacuolar protein sorting-associated protein 24 homolog 1-like
Exons: 3
Coding region: 1-264 (87 amino acids)
Biological process (GO): endosome transport via multivesicular body sorting pathway; late endosome to vacuole transport; protein transport
Cellular component (GO): ESCRT III complex; multivesicular body
Source: RefSeq, a predicted model, not a curated record
AUGGGGUUAAAAGCAGGAGUUAUUGAAGAGAUUGUGAGUGAUGCUAUCGCACUAGAUGCAGAGGAUAUAGAAGAAGAGAUUGAAGAGGAAGUUGACAAGGUCUUGACUGCAAUAGCUGGUGAGACAGCUGCAGAGCUUCCUGAAGCUGUCAGAAGGGAAAGGGUAAAACAAUCUGCCCAGACGGUGGAAGCUGCACAGGAGGAGGAAGAUGAUGAGGAAGAACUGGAAGAAAUUAGGGCUCGACUCGCCAAAGUCAGAUCAUAACUUAAGCCUGCACUCCCCCACCUCUUCCCUUGGCAUUAAUGGGAAAGAAGGUGUGCAUCCUGCGUUCAUUUGCUCUCCUGAGAUGUCUCAACCAUUUUCAAGCUACUGAUGAAACACAACAUGGUUUUCAUCUGAGAUAAAAGAUGUGUGAUUUUUCAAUAUGUGAUGUUAAUAUUGAAAUCAACAUUUUUUUCUAUAAAUUCUAAUUUUAUUUCUGUAAUAUUUUGUUGCAAGUCAUAGUUUGUGGUCCAACAACAUCCGUGGUCACUGAAUUUUUAAGAUAAAUAUUCAAUACAACGGGUCAAAUGCACCUGUUGAUCGCUGAAUUUUUUACUAAAACAACCGAUAUUACUAAACUAUUUUUGUGUGCCGUUCAACAUUUUCGCCGGUCAAUAGGAUGAUCUCGGAGAAGAUGACUAGAGGAGGCUUCAUUCUUUGCUGGAGAUUCUGACAUCGCCAUUGGAGUGGGUGACUUUUUCAUCUUCAGUUGCUUUCCGGAUCCACCAUCUUCGGCAUCAUAUCGAAGUGGUGGCUGAGCAAGCUAAAGGGGGUGAGCAUGAAGCUACUGCUUCUCUUGUCUAUUUAUUUCCGGCAGAAAAGCUUUGCUGCCAAAUCAGAGCUUCCGUUGAAAUCGAUUGCUAAUCUUUCCUACUUCUGAUAUGUAAAUCGAAAUUUCACUUUCCCAUCAUAAACCCAGAUCCAUUUAGCCCUCAAUAUAUGAAUUUAUGUACAAACUAAAGGUAGGUAUCGUGGAUGAACCUAGAAAUAAGCAUUUGAAAUACCAAAGAAUUCAAUUCCGGAGCACCCAGAGUUAUAUCCCGUUCACAUUGAUACUGUGGAUUUUAAAAAAAUCUGCUUUUU